This is a messenger RNA of Cyphomyrmex costatus, 617 nucleotides long. RefSeq lists its product as uncharacterized. The annotation marks the transcript as partial. Gene Ontology annotation, molecular function: nucleic acid binding. Lineage: Eukaryota; Metazoa; Arthropoda; Insecta; Hymenoptera; Formicidae. The record is from RefSeq and is a predicted model, not a curated record. The transcript has a single exon.
CUAAUUCCUUGCGAAAACACGAAACUGCAUGGAAAUUCAUUCCUCCUAACGCGCCUCACUUUGGCGGUUUGUGGGAGGCUGCAGUCAAAGCCGCUAAGCGUCAUCUUAUCCGAAUAGUCGGGAAGACAUCCUUGUCUUUCGAAGAAUUACAAACAAUUUUUUGCGAAGUAGAGGCCAUUCUAAAUUCACGCCCUCUCACUCCGUUAACCGAAGAUCCUAACGAUCUUAGUUAUUUGACCCCAGGACAUUUCUUAAUUGGCACCGCGCUGAAUAGUUUCCCUCAUCCGGAUUUAACUAAUGUAAAUGAGAAUAGGCUAAUACGUUGGCAGCGUGUCGAACAAGUCAGACAACAUUUUUGGCGCAGGUGGAGCCAAGAAUAUCUGCAUACCCUCCAGGAGCGAUCCAAGUGGAGGACAAACAAGGGUGAUCAGCUGACACCCAACCAAAUGGUGCUCCUGAAACAGCCGAAUCUAGCACCUCUCCAGUGGUUGUUGGGUCGCGUUGAAGAAGUUCAUCCAGGAACUGAUGGCAACGUGCGGACCGCUACCGUCCGUACCACAAAGGGUCUUUUCACUAGACCAUUAACCAAGCUUGCUAUCUUACCAAUAGAAACCUAG